UUUUGUUCAACCAUUCAACAUGGCGGCUCUUCGGCUAUGUGCAGUUUCACGACGAAUAAUUUCUUCCCCUGUUUUACAACUCAGGGCAAUGUCUGCUGGAGAAAAAGGAGGUGGCGUAGGAAAGGGUGGUGGAGCUGGAGGAGACAUUAGGAGUGCUGGCGGUUCAUUUGGAAAGAUGGAGCAUGUCCAUGAGGAACAAUACUUCAGAAAGCUGGAACAAGAAAAACUGAAGGAAGUGAAGAAACAUCUGGAGGAACAAGUGGAGCACCAUGAAAAGGAGAUUGAGCACCAAGAAGAAGCCAUUCGUCGUCAUCGCGAAGCAGUUGAAAAACAUAAGAAGGGAAUUGAGAAGUACGAUUCAGACUCUGACUGAGAAACAAUGUCUUCUUCAUAGUUUUGAUUUGUUUUUUUCUAUUCAAUCAUGCCAUGACACAUAAUCUGGAAAUGGCAUCUUGCCAGCAGAUAGUGGUUUUCUCCAAUAUUGCUAACGUUGUGAAUCUUGUACCCUUGCUUGGUGAGUGUUUGAAAUAAAAGAACAAUUCUGCA
This is a messenger RNA of Stylophora pistillata, 546 nucleotides long. RefSeq lists its product as uncharacterized. Gene Ontology annotation, molecular function: ATPase inhibitor activity. NCBI's taxonomy places the organism in Eukaryota, Metazoa, Cnidaria, Anthozoa, Scleractinia, Pocilloporidae. Gene Ontology annotation, cellular component: mitochondrion. The record is from RefSeq and is a predicted model, not a curated record. Gene Ontology annotation, biological process: negative regulation of ATP-dependent activity.